Molecule: messenger RNA, 2026 nt
Organism: Paramecium pentaurelia
Lineage: Eukaryota; Ciliophora; Oligohymenophorea; Peniculida; Parameciidae
Source: the annotation of a GenBank genome assembly
AUGAAAAAUGAUGAAUAAUUUCUUAGUUUCAUGGUUGAGAAUGAGGACUCUUAACUUGUAGAAUCUAGACUCUUUAAAGACAAUGAUGAAGACUAUUUCAAGUCUCUUAGCAAAUAAUUUUAUGGAUCUAAAUCUUAGGAUGGUAUAUAAUUCAGUUUGUGAACUUUCAUAGUUAAGAAGCAAUUGAAAAUAAUUAAAUCUGCCGGAGAUUUGAAAAUGAAACAAUCCAAUACUGCUAAUUUAAGUAAUGUCUUACAACCAUUCUCUAUUAGCUAUUAACUGCAGUAGGUACUUCCCAAUAUUAUUAUUUGUUUUAGUAAAUUCAUAAACUCUUAAGUAAACCUAAACCUUAAGGUUAGAGUUUACAAAGUUCAUUUAAAACUAAUCAAAAAAUGAAUCAAAUUAAGAUAACAUAUUAACAGCUUUAAAAUAGAAAAUUAGUUAUUCCAAAACAUGAAGAUUCUAACAUCUUAACAUAAAACUCCUAUAGAAGUACGCUUAAUACAAGUACAAAAAGCUAGCCAAAAAAAGAUAACGUCUUAGAUUUGUAUUAAAUGAAAUUAAAAACAGAGAGAAGUGUCGAAAAACCCAAAUUAAUGAAGGUCCUCAAAAGAAAUAAGAUGCAUUGAAGAUUUUAUAUAAUUUUGUUAUUUUUUGUUUUUUCAAAUAUAAUAUAAUGAUCAAAAUUUGUGGUUAUUGUAUGUCUAAUUUGCAAAAAUUGAAAAAGUAUGCUCCUCCUAAAAAAUUAGAUGCAAAAACAUUAAGACCUUAUCAGCAUCCUACUAAUCCAUUGUCAAAAAAAAUUGAUAUUCUGUCCCCAACAAAACCAGAGCGAUUUUUAUUUGAAGAUUAUGAAACACCAGCUACUCUAUAUACUAUCAAUGAAUAAGCAAUUAAAACUACUGAAUUGGGAACAAAAGUCUCAAAUAAAAUAUUAUUGAAACCAUUAGCACAAAAACCAUCUGUUGCUAUUGAAGAAUAAAAAUUUUUAGCUGUUUCUAUUAUUGGACCUCCUAAUUCAGGGAAAUCAACAUUUUUAAAUUAGAUGAUAGGUGAACCAAUAAGUGCUGUAUCAAACAAAAGUAAUACUACAGUAUCAGAAAUUAGAGGAGUACAUACAGAUGUCAAAAGUGGUGUUUAAAUUGAGUUUGUUGAUACUCCAGGAGUAACCAAGCGUUAUAAAUUUUCAAAGCAUUUCGUAACAAAGGCUUGGGAUGCUAUUGAAGAUACUAAUAUGGUGAUCAUAUUAAUUGAUGCUAUUAAAACAUUAGAUAUUAGUAUGAAGAAUGUCAUGUCAAGAUUAAAUAAAAUUAAAGUAGAUUAAGAAUAAUUAAGAAGUUAUUUUAGAAAUGAAGAUGAUUUUAGAGUGUCAGAAGAGAAACCUAUUCCAAAAAUUCUUGUUUUUAAUAAGAUGGAUUUAUGUUUUAAUAAGAAAAAAUUAAAAUGGUUAUAAACAGAAAUGGAAGAUUUAGGAAAAUAUGAUUAGACAUUUUAUAUAUCCUCUAUAACAGGAUAUGGAAUGGAAGAAUUAAAAUAAUAUUUAUAUUCUCAAAGUUUUUAAUGUAGAUGGAAAUAUAAUGAAAAUUAGAAACAUUUAUUUACACCAAUGGAUUAAUUAGAAUAAAUAGUUAGAUAAGCUAUAUUUAAAAGAUUUUAUAAUGAAAUUCCAUUCAUUAUUGGUAUUUAUGUGAAAGAGUUUAGAGUAACAAGUAAAGAAUCUGCUAAGAUUGAAAUUUAAAUUAAUGUUUAAACAUCAUCAUAAGCAAGGAUUGUUAUUGGAGAAGAAGGUAGAGCUAUAAAGUAAGUGAAAAAUGAAAUAGAAAUAGUAAUGGCAGAAAUUUAUAAGAGAUUAUUUUAAGUGAAAUUAUAAGUAACAGUUAAAUAGGGUGAUAAAUAAAUAGAAUUUGAUGCAGAAAAAGAGGAUAGAACUGAACAUGCUUAAUUAGAUGAAACUUUAUAUAGAAAAGAGGAAAGAGAGAGAAAAUAACUUUUAAAUGUUAAAUUUUCAAAAUUUUUAUAAGAUUGA